Haliotis rufescens (red abalone) is the source of this 21263-nucleotide messenger RNA. RefSeq lists its product as uncharacterized. Lineage: Eukaryota; Metazoa; Mollusca; Gastropoda; Lepetellida; Haliotidae. The transcript is spliced from 38 exons. Gene Ontology annotation, molecular function: calcium channel activity; protein binding; calcium ion binding. The record is from RefSeq and is a predicted model, not a curated record. Gene Ontology annotation, biological process: detection of mechanical stimulus. Bases 173 to 19954 code for a protein of 6593 amino acids. Gene Ontology annotation, cellular component: membrane.
GUCAACCGAUGAUACCACAUAUCCACUACCAGUUCCACCUACAACCUUAUCAGUAUCAACGGUAGAGGACAGUUCAUCAACACUGGAGAUAACUUCACAUGACAAUGAGCCAGUUCUGUCAACAUCCCUAGCAGACACACCAUCAGCAGCACCAGCAUCAUCAGCUACGACAAUGUCAACAGUAUCUGCCCCUACAGCAACAACAUUCACAUCAGUACCUUCAGAUACCACGACGUCAACAAUAUCUUCACCUGCAUCCACAUCUGCAGCUGUAUCUUCAGAUACAACAACGUCAGCAGCACCUUCUGAUGUAACAACAACGUCAGCAGUUCCUUCUGAUACAACAACGUCAGCAACACCUCCAGAUACAGCAACGUCAGCAGUACCUUCAGAUACAACAACAACAACGUCAGCAGUACCUUCUGAUACAACAAAAACGUCAGCAGUACCUUCUGAUACAACAACAACGUCAGAAGCACCUUCUGAUACAACAACGUCAGCAGUUCCUUCUGACACAACAACGUCAUCAGUACCUUCUGAUACAACAACAACGUCUUCAGUACCUUCUGAUACAACAACGUCAGAAGCACAUUCUGAUACAACGACAACGUCAGCAGCACCUUCUGGCACAACGUCAGCAAUGCUUUCUGAUACAACAACAACGUCAUCAGCACCUUCAGAUACAACAACAUCAGCAGCUCCUUCUCAUACAACAACGUCAGAAGCAACUUCAGAUACAACAACAACGACAGCAGUACCUCCUGAUACAACAACGUCAACAGUUCCUUCUGACACAACAACGUCAUCAGUACCUUCUGAUACAAUAACGUCAGCAGUACCUUCAGAUACAACAACGCCAUCAGCACUUUCUGAUACAACAACAACGUCAGCAGCACCUUCAGAUACAACGUCAGCAACAAUUUCUGAUACAACAACAACGUCAGCAGUACCUUCUGACACCACGUCAUCAGUACCUUCAGAUACAACAACGUCAUCAGUGCCUUCUGACACAACAACGUCACAAGUUCCUUCUGUUACAACAACGUCAUCAGUACCUUCAGAUACAACAACGUCAUCAGUACCUUCAGAUACAACAACGUCAGCAGUACCUUCAGAUACAACAACGUCAUCGGUACCUUCUGACACAACAACGUCAUCAGUUCCUUCUGUAACAACAAUGUCAUCAGUACCUUCAGAUACAACAACGUCAGCAGUACCUUCAGAUACAACAACGUCAUCAAUACCUUCAGAUACAACAACGUCAGCAGUUCCUUCUGAUACAACAACGUCAGCAGUACCUUCUGAUACAACAUCGUCAUCAAUACCUUCAGAUACAACAACGUCAGCAGUACCUUCAGAUACAACGUCAUCAAUACCUUCAGAUACAACAACGUCAGCAGUACCUUCUGAUACUACAACGUCAGCCGCACCUUCUGAUACAACAACAACGUCAACAGCACCUUCUGAUACAACAACGUCAGCCGUACCUUCUGAAACAACAACAACGUCAGCAGUACCUUCUGAUACAACAACAACGUCAGCAGCACCUUCUGAUACCACAACAGCGUCAGCAGCACCUUCUGAAACAACAACAACGUCAGCAGUACCUUCUGAUGCAACAACGCCAGCAGCACCUCCUGAUACAACAACAACAACAUUAGUACUUUCUGAUACUACAACGUCAACAGCACCUCCUGAAACAUCGUCAGCAGCGCCCUCUGAUGCAACAACAACGUCAGCAGCACCUUCUGAUACAACACCAACGUCAGCAGCACCUUCUGAUACAACACCAACGUCAGCAGCACCUUCUGAUGCAACAACAACAUCAGCAGUACCUUCUGAUACAUCGUCAGCAGCGCCCUCUGAUGCAACACCAACGUCAGCAGCAUCUUCUGAUGCAACAACAACAUCAGCAGUACCUUCUGAUACAUCGUCAGCAGCGCCCUCUGAUGCAACAACAACGUCAGCAGCACCUUCUGAUACAACACCAAUAUCAGCAGCAUCUUCUGAUGCAACAACAACAUCAGCAGUACCUUCUGAUACAUCGUCAGCACUACCUUCUGAUACCACAACGUCAUUAGUACCUUCUGAUGCAACAACGUCAACGGCAUUACAUUCUGAUACAACAACGUCAGCAGCACCUUCUGAUACAACAAUAGCGUCGUCAGCACCUUCUGAUACAACAACAACAUCAGCAGUUCCUCCUGAUGCAACACCAACGUCAUUAGUACCUUCAGAUACAACAACGACAGCAGUUCCUUCAGAUACAACAACAACGUCAGAAGCACCUUCGGAUACAACAACGUCAGCAGUUCCGUCUGAUACAACAAUGUUAGCAGCACCUUCUGAUGCAACACCAACGUCAACAGUACCUUCUGUUAUAACAACAACGUCAGCAACACCUUCUGAUACAACAACGUCAACAUCAGCACAUUCUGAUACAACAACGUCAGGAGGAUCUUCCGAUACAGCAAUGACCUCAGCUGCAACGACAACGUCAACAGAAUCGGCAACAACAACAUCAGCAGCUGUAUCUUCAGAAACAACAGCAACGUCAUCAGAACCUUCUCCAACAGCAACAACGCCAGUAGUAACUUCAGAUACAACAACGUCAGCAGUACCCUCUGAAACACCUACAUCAGCGUCAACAGUAUCUGCAGCUACAGCAACAACAGGAGCGGCAGUAUCUUCAGAUACAACAGCGUCAGCAGUACCUCCUGAAACAACGUCAGUGGUAUCUUCAGAUAAAACAUCAACGUCAACAGUAUCUCCAUCUACAACAACGUCAACAGCACCACCUUCUGAUACAACAACAACGUCAGCAGUGCCUUCAGAUACAACAACAUCAGCAGUGCCUUCUGAUACAACAUCGUCGACAGCACCCUCUGACACAUCAGUGAUACCUUCUGACGCAACAACGUCAGAAGCCCCUUCUGAUACAACAACGUCAGCAGUUCCUUCUGAUACAACAACGUCAGUGGUACCUUCUGAUACAACAACGUCAUCAGUACCUUCUGAUACAACAACGUCUUCAGCACCCUCUGAUACAACAACGUCAUCAGUAGUACCAUCUGAUACAACAACGUCAGCAGCACCUUCUGAUACAACAAUGUCAGCAGUUCCUUCUGAUACAACAACGUCAGUAGUACCUUCUGAUACAACAACGUCAACAGUACCUUCUGCUACAACAACGUCAACAGUACCUUCUGAUACAACAACAUCAACAGCACCUUCUGAUACAACAACAUCAACCCCACCUUCUGAUACAACAACCAAAUCAACAGAUUCUGCACCUACCGCAACAACAACAUCAUCAGCGUCUUCAGCUGCAACAUCAGCGUCAACGGUAUCUGCACCCACAGCAGCAGUAACUUCAGGAAUAACCACAACGUCACCCGUACCUUCUGAAACAACAACAACGUCAGUAGCACAUUCUGAUGCCACAACAGCGUCAGCAGCACCUUCUGAUACCACAACAACGUCAGCAGCACCUUAUGAAACAACAACGUCAUCAGUACCUUCUGAUGCAACAACGUCAUUAAUACCUUCUGAUGCAACAACGUCAACAGCACCUUCUGAUACAACGUCAGCAGCACCUUCUGAUGCAACAACGGCGUCAUUAGAACCACUUUCUGAAACAACAACUUCAACAGUACCUUCUGAUACAUCUACAACGUCAGCAGCACCUUCAGAUACAACUACAACAUCAGCAGCACCUUCUGAUACAGCUACAUCGUCAGCAGUACCUUCUGACACAACAACGUCAGCAGCACCUUCAGAUACAACUACAACGUCAGAAGGACCUUCUGAUACAACUACAACGUCAGCAGUUCCUUCCGAUACAACAACGUCAGCAGCACCUUCUGAUACAACUACAACGUCAGCAGCACCUUCUGAUACAACUACAACGUCAGCAGCACCUUCAGAUACAACUACAACAUCAUCAGCAGCACCUUCUGAUACAGCUACAACGUCAGCAGUACCUUCUGACACAACAACGUCAGCAGCACCUUCAGAUACAACUACAACGUCAGAAGCACCUUCUGAUACAACUACAACGUCAGCAGUACCUUCUGACACAACAACGUCAGCAGCACCUUCUGAUACAACUACAACGUCAGCAGCAUCUUCUGAUACAACUACAACGUCAGAAGCACCUUCUGAUACAACAACGUCACCAGUACCUUCUGAUGCAACAACGACAUUAGUACCUUCUGAUGCUACAACGUCAACAGCACCUUCUGAUACAACGUCAGCAGCACCUUCUGAUGCAACAACGGCGUCAGAAGCACCUACUGAAACAACAACUUCAACAGUACCUUCUGAUACAUCUUCAACGUCAGCAGCACCUUCUGAUACAACUACAACGUCAGCAGUACCUUCUGAUACAACAACGUCAGCAGCUCCUUCAGAUACCACAACGACAGCAGCACCUUCUGAUACAACGUCAGAAGUACCUUCUGAUACAACAACGUCAGCAGCACCUUCAGAUGCAACUACAACGUCAGCAGCACCUUCUGAUACAUCAACGUCAGCAGCUCCUUCAGAUACAACGUCAGAAGUACCUUCUGAUACAACAACGUCAGCAGCACCUUCAGAUGCAACUACAACGUCAGCAGCACCUUCUGGUACAUCAACGUCAGCAGCACCUUCUGAUACAACUACAACGUCAGCAGCACCUUCUGAUACAACAACGUCAGCAGCACCUUCAGAUGCAACUACAACGUCAGCAGCACCUUCUGGUACAUCAACGUCAGCAGCACCUUCUGAUACAACUACAACGUCAGCAGCACCUUCUGAUACAACAACGUCAGCAGUACCUUCUGAUACAACAACAACGUCAGAAGCACCUUCUGAUACAUCAACAUCAGCAGCACCUUCUGAUACAACUACAAGGUCAGCAGCACCUUCUGAUACAACUACAACGUCAGCAGCACCUUCUGAUACAACUACAACGUCAGCAGCACCUUCUGAUACAACAACGUCAGCAGUACCUUCUGAUACAACAACGUCAGCAGCCUCUACUGAUACAACAACGUCAACAGCAGCAAUUUAUGACACAUCAUCGUUAUCAGUACCUUCUGAUACAACAAUGUCAGCAGUUCCUUCUGAUACGACAACGUCAGCAGUACCUUCUGAUGCAACAAUGACGUCAGUUAUACCUUCUGAUACAACAACUUCAACAGCACAUUCUGGUACAACAGUAUCUUCGGAUACAACAACACCGCAGUUAGUGUCUGCAGUUACAACAACAGCAUCAACAACAACAGUAUCUCCGCCUAUAGCAACAACAUCAGCAGCAGUUUCUUCAGAAACAACAACAACAAUAACGCCAGCAGUGCCUACAGGUAUAACACCAGUAGUAUCUUCGGGGACAGAAACAACGUCAUCAAUAUCCCCAGUUACAACAACAACGUCAACAGUUUAUGCAGUUACAGAAACAUUGUCAACAGCCAUACCACUUAUGUCUACUUCACCUGACGUUUCUGGGGCAUCAUCCAUAUCCUUGAACUAUGUAUCUUCACCACAAGUAGCUACAUCAACAGUUGUGUCUGAGUUGAUGUCACAGGGCAUUUCUUCAACUGGAAUAAGUGGGAUGUCAUCAAGUCCAAACGAAGCAUCAUCUUCAAUUGGGGUUCUGUCAUCAGGGAUACCUUCCUCCGCAGUAUUAAGUGACAGUCACUCCUCAUUCAUCGUUGAAGUAAGCUCCGAACCUACAACUAUGACCUCAUCAUGGCCCUCAUCUACAGAAGGUACGAGUACAAUGCCUACAAUCUACUCUAUUGACGAAUCUAGCCCUGCAACAUCUUCAACUGAUUUUUCUUCCCCAGUACUGAAUGUCGCAUCUUCAUCUUUGACAGGAACGACAACAUCCCUGAUAGGACCUCCCACUGGGACCGCAUUCUCCAUUGAAUCUUCUGACCCAUCAUCUUCGUUUUCAACGGGUAUUUACUCUUUGCGUUCUUCAACCUUGCUCAGCAGUACAUCUUCGUUCUCCUCAUUAGGGACUUCAACGUCGGCAUUUUCUUCAGAGGAACUAACAUCUUCACAUGCUGUCGUUUCCCCUUUUUCGUCAGAUGCCAUUUCAGCAGAGCUUGUAGCCCCUUCUGUUGUUUCCGAAACAUCCUUAGUCCUUGAAUCGAUGUCAAGUAGCAGUGAUGUUUUCUACUCUGAUACUGUGACCUCAGUAGGAAUAGUAACCUCCACUUCCAUUGUCCUUUUAACGUCAUCAUCAACUGUCACAUCGCAAGAUGGAGUCACGUUAACAUCAACGGCAGAUAUGCAACCAACACUAUCUUCAUCAUCUUACAUCGAGGAGACAUCAUCAUCUGUGAUGACGGAAACGGCACCAACUACAUCUGUGACAAUGGAACCAAUCACAUUGUCAGCAUAUCUCGAAUCAUCAUCUGUGAUAACGGAAGUGGCACCAACUACAUCUGUGACAAUGGAACCAAUCACAUCGUCAGCAUAUCUCGAAUCACCAUCUGUGAUGACGGAAACGGCACCAACUACAUCUGUGACAAUGGAACCAAUCACAUCGUCAGCAUAUCUCGAAUCAUCAUCUUUGAUGACGGAAGUGGCACCAACUACAUCUGUGACAAUGGAACCAAUCACAUCGUCAGCAUAUCUCGAAUCACCAUCUGUGAUAACGGAAGUGGCACCAACUACAUCUGUGACAAUGGAACCAAUCACAUCGUCAGCUUAUCUCGAAUCAUCAUCUCUGACAACGGAAGUGGCACCAACUACAUCUGUGACAAUGGAACCAAUCACAUCGUCAGCAUAUCUCGAAUCAUCAUCUUUGAUGACGGAAGAGUCACCGACUUCAUCUUUAGCGAUGGCACCAACCACAUCAUCAGCAUACCUCGAGGAAACAUCGUCAUCUCUGACGACAGAAGAAACACCAACCACAUCAGUGGCAAUGCCACCACCCACUUCAGAAUACGUGUCGAUCACAUCUCUCACAUUGCAACCAACAACAUCAUCAUCAUCAUACGUCGGACAAACAUCGUCCUAUGUGGUAACGGAACAGCAAACGACCACAACUGUGACAACGACACCAACAACAACUACAUCGUCAACAACAGCCACAACAACAGCAAUAAAACCCACUACAACCCACGUUACAGAAUCAGCGAAGUCCUAUAGUGGUGUAAUUAAGGUCACAGACGGAGCCACGUGGAAUGACCAACUCAAUGACAAAAGUUCGGAUGAAUAUCAACAACUAAAGCAGAAGAUUUGGCAAGAGGGUAGCGUUGUGGUGGAGUUUACCGUCGGCUUUACGACGACGACGGUGGUGGACAGUGAAAUAGCCGGAAUCUUCAACGCGGGAUACCAGAAUAUUGCUACUCCAAAUUAUACACUGAACGGCGAAUAUACAGAUUUCACUGGUAAAGUACCAGUUUCCAGCUCUGACGCUUCAAUUCAACAAGGAGCUACCUCUGGCGCUACAAACCAAGAAACAUCUACAAGUGUCGCUGGGGAAAACGCUGUGCAAACAUCAACUACUGCUGCAAAGCAGACAUCUGCCUUACGCAGUGUUGGUGAAGAAAGCUCAGUGCUACACCAAACAUCGACUGCCAUCCAGAUAGACGCCUCAAGCAGUCUUGCUGAAGAAAGCUCAGUGCUACACCAAACAUCGACUGCCAUCCAGAUAGACGCCUCAAGCAGUCUUGCUGAAGAAAGCUCAGCGCUACAUCAAACAUCGACUGCAAUCCAGAUUGAUGUAUCAAGCAGUGUUGCUGAAGAAAGCUCAGCGCUACAUCAAACAUUGACUGCAAUCCAGAUUGAUGUAUCAAGCAGUCUUGCUGAAGAAAGCUCAGUGCUUCAUCAAACAUCGACUGCAAUUCAGAUGGAUGUAUCAAGCAGUCUUGCUGAAGAAAGCUCAGCGCUACAUCAAACAUCGACUGCAAUCCAGAUAGACGCCUCAAGCAGUUUUGCUGAAGAAAGCUUAGUACUUCAUCAAACAUCGACUGCAAUCCAGAUGGAUGUAUCAAGCAGUCUUGCUGAAGAAAGCUCAGCGCUACAUCAAACAUCGACUGCAAUCCAGAUAGACGCCUCAAGUAGUCUAGGUGAGGAAAGCUCAGCGCUACAUGAAACAUCGUCUGCCUUGCAAAUAGAACCCUUAAGCAGUGUUGCUGAAGGAAGCUCAGCGCUACAUCAAGCAUCGACUAUAAUCCAGAUAGACGCCUCAAGCAGUGUUGCUGAAGGAAGCUCAGCGCUACAUCAAACAUCGUCUGCCUUGCAAAUAGAAGCCUCAAGUAGUCUAGGUGAGGAAAGCUCAGCGCUACAUGAAACAUCGUCUGCCUUGCAAAUAGAAGCCUCAAGCAGCGUUGCUGAAGGAAGCUCAGCGCUACAUCAAACAUCGUCUGCCUUGCAAAUAGACGCCUCAAGCAGUGUUGCUGAAGAAAGCUCAGCGCUACAUCAAACAUCGACUGUAAUCCAGAUAGACGCCUCAAGCAGUGUUGCUGAAGAAAGCUCAGUGCUACAUCAAGCAUCGACUGUAAUCCAGAUAGACGCCUCAAGCAGUGUUGCUGAAGGAAGCUCAGCGCUACAUCAAACAUCGUCUGCCUUGCAAAUAGAAGCCUCAAGCAGCGUUGCUGAAGGAAGCUCAGCGCUACAUCAAACAUCGUCUGCCUUGCAAAUAGAAGCCUCAAACAGUGUUGCUGAAGAAAGCUCAGCGCUACAUCAAACAUCGACUGUAAUCCAGAUAGACGCCUCAAGCAGUGUUGCUGAAGAAAGCUCCGUGCUACAUCAAGCAUCGACUGUAAUCCAGAUAGACGCCUCAAGCAGUGUUGCUGAAGAAAGCUCAGUGCUACAUCAAACAUCGUCUGCCUUGCAAAUAGAAGCCUCAAGCAGUGUUGCUGAAGAAAGCUCAGCGCUACAUCAAACAUCGACUGUAAUCCAGAUAGACGCCUCAAGCAGAGUUGCUGAAGAAAGCUCAGUGCUACAUCAAACAUCGACUGUAAUCCAGAUAGACACCUCAAGCAGUGUUGCUGAAGAAAGCUCAGCGCUACAUCAAACAUCGUCUGCAAUCCAGAUAGACGCCUCAAGCAGUGUUGCUGAAGAAAGCUCAGUGCUACAUCAAGCAUCGACUGUAAUCCAGAUAGAAGCCUCAAGCAGUGUUGCUGAAGAAAGCUCAGCGCUACAUCAAACAUCGACUGUCAUCCAGAUAGACGCCUCAAGCAGUGUUGCUGAAGAAAGCUCAGUGCUACAUCAAGCAUCGACUGUAAUCCAGAUAGACGCCUCAAGCAGUGUUGCUGAAGAAAGCUCAGCGCUACAUCAAACAUCGUCUGCAAUCCAGAUAGACGCCUCAAGCAGUGUUGCUGAAGAAAGCUCAGUGCUAGAUCAAACACCGUCUGCCAUCCAGAUAGCAUCUGAUUACCUAGCAACAGCUUCCGCUACAGCCACCAUCAGUGACAGCAGCAGCCUCGACACUUCAUCGGAAGCAUAUAGAGGGGACAUGUCAUCUUCAUUAGCCAGUAUGUCAGGUCCAUCACUUGCAGCAACAGAAAGUUUCAGCGUAGGAACAGUGACAUCAGUCAACAGUCAAAGCAUGUCCCCUUGGGCAGAGCUGUCAUCAGAUGUGCCAUCAUAUAGCCCUUCAAAUAUAGAUACCAUGUCAACAGCAGACUCUAUUCAGCCCUCUAUGUCGCUGGAGAUGUCACAACUGCAGUUGUCAACGUCUUCAACUCCCAUGACUGUGCUGACGUGUAGUGACGUCGGCGCCAACGUAUCCUCCUGCAUGCUGUCAACGCUUAUAGAGACGUCGUCCAUGGCGCUGGGCCCAGGGCUGACGGUGUCGCCCUACAGUACAGAAAGUGUCAGGUCAUCUUACAUAGAGUUAGACGAGUGUCAGAGCAGCCCAUGCCCCGCCCACUCCACGUGUAUAGAUCUGGUUGGGACACACAGAUGCGAGUGUAACACUGGCUUCAAGAUGUCGGGCGAGAUCUGCACAGAUAUCGAUGAGUGUUUGGUCAAUCCAUGCCCUGAGUUCUCAACCUGUGAGAACACUGUGGGAAGCCAUACUUGUGAUUGUGUACAAGGAUACAUUAAAGACGGUGACAAAUGCAGUGACAUAGACGAGUGUGAUGCCGACCCUUGCCCCAGCAACUCUGACUGUGCCAACACCCCCGGAAACUACACAUGCAGCUGCAGAAGCGGCUUCCUCACCGUCGGUGACAUCUGUCAGGAUAUGAACGAAUGUGACAGUGACCCAUGUCAACAGCACGCGGACUGUAUCAACACCCCGGGGGGCUACUACUGUGUGUGCAAGCCAGGGUUUGUUGAUGACGGUGAUGUCUGUAAAGAUACCAACGAGUGUGUGGUUGACAAGUGUCCAUCCCACUCCACAUGCGUGAAUACACCCGGAAGCUAUAACUGCACAUGCGUAGACGGGUACUUUAAACAGGAGGAACUAUGUUUAGAUGUCAACGAAUGUGAUAUCUCCCCGUGCGCGGUCGGCGCUGACUGCACCAACACCGACGGCAACUACACUUGCGCAUGUCCACCAGGAUACACCGUCGUCGAUGACACCUGCACAGACAUUGACGAAUGUGACACAGUCGUCUGUCCUCCGCUUACGAGGUGCAUGAACACUAAUGGGAGUUACAGCUGCCCCUGCCUCGACGGCUUUCACGACCUAGGCGGGGCCUGCAUAGACCAGAAUGAAUGCCUUCAGUUCCCAUGCACGGACAAUGCAGUCUGUACGAAUAUAAUUGGAAGCUACGAGUGUGCUUGUAAAACAGGCUUCCAGAACAACAGUGGUCUUUGCCAAGAUGUGAAUGAGUGUUCUACCGGCAACCCCUGCCCCACCAACACCGUGUGUGACAACAGCCCCGGGGGCUACGCCUGCCCCUGUCGGAGCGGCUUCACGACGUCCCUUGGCGUGUGUGAAGACAUCAACGAGUGUUCAUCUUUUCCAUGCCCCGCCCACUCCACGUGCCACAACUCUCCCGGCAGUUUCUCCUGUGUGUGCCACAAUGGCUUCUACCAGAGAUCCCCACUGGAAUGUAUGGAGAGCAAAGUGUUCUACAGCUCCCUCCGACUUCUGGAGAUAGGGGGGCAGCCAGCCGACUACAGAAGCGUCUACGACGACAUGGAAUCCCCAGAGUCACUCGAACUGUCCACAAACUUCAGCCGCACCCUGACAGACUGCCUCAACCAGACAAUUGGGGAACUGGUAUACGGCACCAUGGUUCAUCAGUUCACCAAUGGUAGCGUCGUUGUUAAUGCCUCUAUCUACGUGGACAACAAUUACAACGGUGGCCCUGAGUUACUAUCCGUGAUGGUGCAAGACAAUGUCGACACUUUUAAUAACGACGGGUUGGUCAUCAACCAAUCUGAUAUAUACGUCACAGACGUGGACGAAUGUUCCCUAUCGACAUGGAACGACUGCUCGCCUGAGGCCGUGUGCCUUAACGACAUUGGAACCUACAACUGCACGUGUAAGCCUGAGUUCCUGGAUUACUCCGUUGACAGGCCUGGGCGUAGCUGUCUAGCUAUCGACGAGAGCAACCAGGAUAAGAUCCAGGGCGUAACCCUUGCGGCAGAUAAACAAUACUACAAGACUAGAGAAGCCGUUGUAGUCACCAUCUGGCUUCAGAGGGGGUCGCAUGUCACCUACACGCUGAAAUACGGUGAUGGCGGAUUCGAGAGCAAGAGUGACCCUCAGCGCCUAGCAUUCUUAAACCCUUACAACUUCAGCCACUCCUACAUCCUCGCCAACACGUACAACUUGACGGUGACGUCAGCCAACGACGUCAGUUCCAUCAGCUCCACAGUUCAGAUCAUUGUUGAAGAAGAUGUACGUCAACUCAAGAUUGACAUUCAAAUUGGCGCUACAGAAUUUGAAAGAGAUUUCAUUCUGUCGGUUGAAAAUGACAGUUUGAUAUUGGAAUAUAUUCUCUGCGUGAUGGAUUAUGGAGAUGGGACGAUGAAAACAACCACAAUCCAGAUCCUUUCCAAAACGGAAACCUUCAAAUAUACCCACGCCUAUCAACUUGGAGAUUUCAUAGUUUCGGUGAAUUGCUCAAACCACGUGUCAUCUUCAGUGACCUCAAUUCCUUUCUUCGUUGAAGAAACGAUAAGCGAUGUAAAUAUAACGACCAACAAACAUAUUUUACUUCCUGGAGAGGCGUUCAUUCUGUCCAUCAGUGUAGGAAAGGGGUCAAAUUUAACUCUUGUGCUUGAUUUCGGGGACAACAGGGCUAAUACGCUCCAACUCGGAAACAUUAUACCGGGGUCAUCCAACCAAUUCAUUACACAGUCAUAUCCGAAAUCAGGGUUCUUCACGCCCAAGGUCACAGCAAGUAACAGAGCGUCGCAAAUCGAACAAUCACUAAACGAGUCCAUCGCAGUCCAGAACAAGGUGAAGGAUCUGAGUAUUGAAACUCAGAGUCCUGUGGGAGUUCCUCCUGGCGAGAUAGACAUCAUCAUCAAAUACCCAUCAGAUUCGUCACCUCCGUCCUUCGUCACUUGUAAAACAGACUUUCUGAACGUAACAAAUGAAGAAUACUCUGUUGACUCUAUCAAUGUAAGUGCCCCCCUGUCCUUCACAGUGUUGUGGACGAGUCUCUAUGAUGUUGGGCGUGUGCCAUUCUCUGUGAAUUGUUCCAACUUGUUGAGUUUUCAGGUCCUACAGUCUGAGGUGUUAAUUCAGCUUGCCGUCACUGGUGUUGCUGCCAAUACAAGCAGUCUCUUCAUACCAAUCGGUGGCACAGUGGAAUUUAUGCUGUACGUGGAAUCGGGGAGUCAUGUCAACUAUGUAUUCAAUUUCGGUGGUGGUAACCCGGUGUCUGGUAUAUUCCAGGAAUUGAUUGUGUCUAAGAAAUCUGUUAAAAGGUUAACAGCCUAUAAUUAUGAAGGGUUUUAUGAUGCAAAUGUAACUGUGUUUAACGAUGUGUCAACAAACGUGACGGAAUUCAGAAUUGGUGUUCUGGAAGAAGUCAAAGGGUUACAAGUGACUGCAUUUUAUCGAAAACUGGACACAUCUGAUGUUCUUACUACGGGACAUGGAUCAAGCUUUGAUGUCUUCCCUCUUGAAAGGCCAGUGAUAUUCAAUACAACAGUGCGGUCUGGAAAUGGCAUCACGUACAUCUGGGACUUCGGGGAUGGGAUAAUAGAGAGGACUGAUUCCAGAAUACAUAGCCACACCUAUACGACUCCUGGUACAUAUGUCGUAUGCGUGAAUGCCACCAAUGCCCUGUUCUACGACGCCGUCAAGCUGAGCAUCACCACACAACAGACCAUCCUGUUCAACACAUUAGUAAACGACGGCCCUUCUGACGCUUAUAAAAAUAUCACAUUCACAGUGAAUCUCGCGAGGCCGGGAACAGAGUCGUGCUUUGUAUUCGAUAUGGGGGAUUUCACCAAUCCAGUCCUUUAUGGAGAGAGUCCCUGUUCAACAAACCCUGCAUAUAACGGAUACACAUACUCCGACUGGGCACCUUCUACCACUCUACAACACACGCACGUGUACACCACUAAUGAGACGUUCUACGUUACAUUGAACGGGACGAACAUUGUGUCCAAAGCUACAGUCUACACAACGGCUGUUAUAAGUGGUGUGAGCUGCCACUACCCUAUAGUACAUAUUGUAGGGGGAGGGCAGCAGAUAGACGAGCCUGUCACCAGACUCCGUUCUGAUUGGAUGGUAUUCGAGAGCAGAGUUGACCUCGACUGUGAGAUAACUAACGAAGCAGAGUAUAACUGGACUAUCCUCAGAAUAACAACUGGAGACAACUUCCUGGAUUUCAUCUUCGACCCGUAUCCAGCCGAGUCAGUGUCUGCGGGGCUGUUCAAGAUCCUAUUUCGGCCAAGGGCUUUUGAACCUGGGGACUACAAAAUAAGUUUGAAUGUUUCGAUGGCGGGGAUUUCCGGUUUGUUCCAUUCGGAUUUCACAUUUGUACGAAUCCUCCAGACUGACAUUGUGGCUCGUAUAAAAGGCGGAACAGGACGAGCAGUUGGUUAUGACACAACCCUUGAACUGAACGCAAUAGAAGAAAGCUAUGACCCAGAUGCGGAUGAUGAUUCGUCCAAGGCUAACUUUACGUAUGUCUGGUGGUGUAGGAAGGAGGGGGAGUCGUUGGAGGAUGCUGUUGACGGUGUCAUCGAGAUUCCCCAGAAUAUAUCUGGUAUCUUCCCGAACGUAUCCAUUGGGUGUUUUGGCACCGGCAUCGGUAAGCUUCCGUUGACAGAUGGGUAUAUCUCUUUCAACACACGACAGUUUGAGUUUGGCACCACGAACAUUUUCCGAGUUGAUGUCAUAGCAGGUGAUAGAAAUGCCAGUUUUGAACAGGCCAUUACAAUCGUUGAGGGCGACCCAAGAGAGUUUCCACUGACUUGUGUUGUGAAUUGCAAGUCCAAGGUCAACCCAUCUGGUGAGUUCAGCUUGACCAGCCAGUGCUUGACGUGUCACCCACUGGACACGAUCUAUAACAACUGGACGCUACUGCUAUACAACGAUACCCUCGGUGGCUACUUGGCUGUAGACGACCUAGACUCCAUGGUCUCUACUGAGGCGCACUCUUCCAGUGUCGAGUUCCUCGCUCGGAGUCUCAUCGACGGCAUGAAGUACCAACUCAGGCUUGACGCCAACCUCCACGGCUACGCCCCCAGCUUUACAGAAUACGACUUCAUCACCAACGAGCCACCAUACGGGGGAACGUGUACGAUCGUUUCCGGGGAGGCAUACUCACUAGGGCUGAAGUUGAUUAUCCAGUGUCAAGGAUGGAUCAACCCAGGGGAGGAGGAAGCCAUGGGGGCGGGGCUACUGUACCGCUUCCUGGUGUACGCCCGGGGGAGGGGCGACGUGCAGCUGCUGUACUAUGGCACAGAUCCCUACACCCCCGAGUCUCAGAUCCCCAUAGGAGAGGAGUCCCAUGAUCACAUGUUUGACAUCGUUGUCAGGGUGGCCAACCCCAUCGGAGAGUUUGUGGAGUUCAAAUUGGAGACACAGGUAAAGCCCCCCGAGGUGAAGGAGAACGUGGAGACGUACCUGAACCUAACAUCCGGGUCCUCCAGCACGCUGUCGUCACUGCUGUCCACAGGCCGCGAGCAGGAGGCCAAACAGUUGAUUGUAGCAGUUGCCUCCCUCAUCAACGAAGAUAGCGCCAAUGCAGAGGCGUCCAUCUCGACAGGUGAUACCACAACUGUGGUUCCGGGAGCAUCUCCAACGGCAACAACUGCAGUAGAGGAUGAGCUAAGGGAACAAAAACAGAAGAGAGUUGAGCUACGGACGGAGGUCGUGAAGUCCCUGGCGACCACAGACGCCUUGACCCUCGACUCUCUACAGCAGACGGCCAUGGCAUUUAGGGUGAUAACCCAUCACACGACGGAGCUGUCAGAGGAAGCUCAGGACAUGACUGUGGCGACGAUGUCAACGAUGGCGAACACAUUCCAGGUGAUGGUUGAGGAGGAGAGACCGCAGUCGGUGGAGCAGGAGCUAAAGGCUGCGGAAGACAUUGUCGCUGCCCUUGGGAACAUCAUCUUGGCAGCCCGCACUGAAGCGACCGGAAGUGCCUCCAAUGACACUUCACCAACAGAUCCAUCACCAACACAAGGGUCCUCGACAACAGCUUGGCAAGCUGAUUCUGAGUCCCAAGCAAAGGCUCGGGAAAUCACUAAACUGGCUCUGGAAGUAGCAGAUUCAGUGGUGAAGACAAUUCUGAAGAAACGCGUCCCCGGAGCGCCACCUGUUGUCAUGAAGAAUCAAAUGUUUACUGUUGUUGCAGAGAGGAAGGAGACGUCGAAGUUAGGUAACUCUGUUUUGUCUGCAGACGAAGGAUCCUUCAAGUUGCCAUCUUCCAGGGAUAUAGUGACGGAGAAUGUCACAAGCCACAUCAUAGACACCAAGUUCGUCACCUCCCAGUUAAAUCCAUACGUGUGGGAUAACAGCGCCGACAGUGUCAACUCCCCCAUCCUCACCAUGAAUCUUUACGACUCCGGCGGCGAUGAAGUGAAAGUCGACAAGCUAGACGCUGACAUAAUCAUCGACAUAGGCGCGACAGGUAACGGCAGUAACAAAGUUGCCGUACAUCCGGUCCUCACCGGAAACGAGUCCAUGGUUUACCAUACAUGGAGUGUGUCCGGAAAUUACAGCGAGACGCUCAGGAUAACGGUGAUCCCCGAUAUGGCCAACGUCACCCUUGAGUUGUACAUUAGAAAUGGAACAUUCCCCACAGAGAGUGAGUUUGACCUCUACUACCAGCUCCCCCGUGACAUCAACGCUUCAGGGUUUGACGACCCUGCCAUUGAAGAAGAGUUACGCUACACCAUUUUAAUCUCUGGGGAAGAACAGGCAACCGUUGGAAAUGGGACCUUUCACAUUGGAAUCAAAGAACAAGUAAACAUUUCAACCAUCGAACCCGACUACAGCGACUACUACGACUACGGCAACGACGAGGACGAAGACGUCAGAGUUAUGACCAACUACACUAUCAGCUUCAGUACAGCGGUCUGUCGCUUCUGGAGCGAGAGGGAUGACAAGUGGGUCACUGACGGAUGUCAGGUCAGCGAACUUUCUAACUCCCGCUUCACGAGGUGUCUGUGCAACCAUCUCACGGCCUUCGCCAGUGGCGUCUUCACUCCCCCUAACUCCAUCAACUUCAACACCGUCUUCAACAACCUCGGCGCCAAGUUACUGGACAACAACGCCGUCCUCAUCACCCUGUGCGUCAUCUUCUUCCUCUACAUCGUCUGCGCCAUCUGGGCCAGGCGGAAGGACAAGCGGGAUGUGGAACGGUGGGGCGUGGCUCCUCUAGCUGACAACGUGAUAGCCGACAAGUAUUUCUACCAGAUCACUGUCUUCACGGGCAUGCGCUCUGGGGCGGGUACAAGAUCACGUGUCAGUUUUGUCCUGUCUGGGGACGAUGCUGACACAGGCGUCAGGGAUAUGGCAGACGAGAAAGGAGUAAAGGUAUUCAACCGCAGUAGCGUCAACCAGUUCGUGAUGGGCGUGAGCGAGUGCCUCGGCCCUCUGUCCUACCUUCGAAUGUGGCACGACAACUCCGGCAAGGGCAAACAACAAGGCUGGUAUCUUAGUAAAGUCGUCGUAUCCGAUCUGCAGACGGGGGAGAGUUUCUUCUUCCUGUGCAACCGAUGGCUGGCAGUUGAGGAGGAUGACGGCAUGGUUGACAGGGUGAUGCCUGUGGCCGGCACCGGGGAUGUCCUCACGUUCAACCACCUCUUCUUCUCGAACACCAAGAAGAGCCUCACUGACUCGCAUCUCUGGAUCUCGGUUUUUGCCCGACCCCAGAGAAGCAACUUUACCCGAGUACAGCGAGUCUCCUGCAUCCUGUCUCUCCUAGCAACAACCAUGCUGGCUGACGCCAUGUUCUACAAAACCGAAGGCAAACACGACGCGGCCUACUCUUUUACUUUGGGACCUCUCAAAUUCUCCCUUAAUGAACUCUACGUCAGUUUCGUCAGCAGCAUCGUCGUACUACCUGUGAACAUCCUCAUUGAUCAGAUAUUUAGACGAUGCAAGACCAAGACCAACAGCAAGGUCGACAACGGAUUCCUCAAGAAAAACCUCAAGAUCAGCACCCUCCGUCCAUCAACCUCUGCCUCUACGUGUCCUGACCCUAUCAGAACAGUCUACGAUGGCACUCUGUCCCCCGACCCUACCACACCCAGCCCCACCCCGGGAAAGUCACCCAACCCUCUGAGCACGUCUUACACCCAGAGCUCAGGGGAUAUAACACUGAAGACCAACAGGAAGAUCAAGAAGCUGAAGACCAAGCCUCAACGUAAUAAGAAGAAAUACUUCCCAUGGUGGACCAAGUAUAUAGCGUGGCUGCUCGUGUUCAUAAGUACGGCAGUGUCCGCCUUCUUUACGUUCUUGUAUAGCAUGGAGUGGGGAAAAGUGAAGUCUAACGCUUGGCUGUCAUCUAUGUUGCUGUCGGUGGGGCAGUCUGUGCUGUUGCUCCAACCAAUAAAGAUCAUUGUGGUGGCGGUGAUAGUCGCAUGGGUUGUCAAGAAGCCCGAGUUGGACGACCUUCCAGAAGAUGAAGACCCGAGAGCUAUCCAGCCUCAGCCUGACGAGGAGGUCACUCACAACAUGCCACCCGAGUCGGUGACCCGGCCGAAGAUGCCAGUUCCUCAGCUGGACCACAACGCUCUCCAGGCCGCACGCACGAAGCGGUUAAGGGAGGUCGAGAUGAUGUCUGUCAUCAAGGAGGUGGUCGCCUACGUCCUCUACCUCAUCAUCCUCUUCAUGGUGUCCGUCCAAAACAGGGACCCCAACUCCUUCCUCAUCAAAGACAACCUCCUCAACAUGAUCGCUGGGACGUCCGCAUUCACCAAGGUGAGCACCGGAAAUGACUUCUGGAACUGGACCCGCUAUCACCUACUACCUAACCUGUACGCCAACAAACACUUUGAUGGGUCCCCUCUCGAGGACAGAGGGCUGCGGUUUGUGUCCAACAUGGUGGCCUACAGGGUUGGACCAGUCAGGUUCAGGCAGCAAAGAGUCGUUACAGGCCAGUGCCACAAACCUGCAGACAUUCCGAAGAACUUCGCCAAAUGUAGCCAUGGCUGGUCUUGGGAGAACCAGGACACCACGCUCUACCUUGAAGGAUGGCAGAGGGUGUUGUCUAACGUCACGCCCACCACCCCGCUCAACUACCCGUGGGGCUACAAGACCUUCACCAAGACUAACGGUAUUCCCCACGUCGGCAAGGUGGGAGUCUACCCGGCCGGAGGCUACGUAGCGGAUCUGAUCGGGAGUGAGACACGUGUCAGGAAGAUGGUUGACACCCUGAAGGAGAAAGAGUGGAUUGACAAAUACACACGGGUGGUGUUCGCGGAGUUCACGGUGUAUAAUCCGAAUGUGAACAUGUUCGCUAUGAUCAUGGCGACGAUGGAGGUCAUGCCCGCCGGGUCGACUGCGGUGGAGGUGAUAGUGAGGCCGUUCAGACUGUUCUCCUAUUUGGGGGGCUACGGUGUAGUCGUGGCGGUAUGUGAGGCGCUGACGUUGGUCUUCAUCGUGUACUUCUUCAUCAGAGAGUGUAAGAUACUGAAAAAGCAGAAGUGGGGAUAUUUCCGACAGUUCUGGAAUUUUCUGGAAUUGUCAAUCCUGCUACUAUCUUUGACAACAGUAGCGAUGUACGUUGGAAGACACCUCAUGACGUCGUAUGCCGUAUCGAAAGUGACAAAACUAAGAGACCACUUCUACAACUUCCAGCGUCUGGCAAUGUGGAACGAACUGUUCACGUUUCUGUUAGCCUGGGUCAUAUUCGCCUCCAUCCUCAAAGUCAUCCACAUGCUCCGCUUCAACAAGAAGAUGUCCAUGUUGGCUGGGACGCUGAAGAAGGCGGCCCAGGAGCUGUCAGCGUUCUCCGUCGUCUUUGUCUGCUUCAUCAUCGCCUUCAUGUCCCUUGGGUUCCUCACGUUCGGUGCCAACGUUCAAGGCUACAGCACUGUGUUGGUAUCCCUGGAGACUCUGUUGUCCUUCGCUCUGGGACACUACCAGUUCGAGGAGCUCUCCAUGGCCAACAGGACACUUGGGCCAGUCUUCUUCUUCGCCUACAUCAUGUUCGUGGUUCUGUUGAUGCUGAACAUGUUCGUCACUAUAUUGAACGAUUCCUUUAGUGUAGUGAGAAGCAAGGUCAAUAGUGAGAAGAAUGAGUAUGAAAUCAUGGCCUUCAUGUGGGGGUACUUCCGGUCGUGGAUUAACCUCACUGGCCUUGUCCCGAAAGCAAAGGGAAAGUACUCUGACAAUGAAGACUCGCAGGACGAUGAGCAAAUGCAGGAUAACAAACCCAAGACACUUCAGACAGCUAUGACGUCAGUUCACCAGAAACUGGACAACUUAGAGCGACGGCUGGACGAAAUGUCGGGGCGCCAACCACCGAGAAAGCUGCAGUUCAUGACCACCCGACAGGACAUCGACUAUCUGGAUAUGGACCUGGACGAGUUCGCCAGAGUGUUCCCCCAACUUACCAGGCUAAAAUAACCCUGUGUCUAAAACCUUCAGGAUGCUUCCUCUGCAACACAAGACAGACAAUGAUGUGAUUAUUGACUAUUUGUUUCUUCAUAUUCAGUCUAUGGUUGUCAAGUUGAAAAUUACCACGUCAUUGCAUAGCAAUUAAUGUGCAGGAUGUGUAUUACAAACUGAGAGGUCAAAGUAUACAUCUCUUUAUUGGUGAAAGGAAGAGACAUACCGCAUUCUUUGUACAUGUAUGUAUGAAGUUAACAGUGGUGUAUUCAUUUACUUUUGUUUCCUAUGAGGAACGUUAUGAUUCCGUACAAUUAAAAGCGGCAUGAAACUAUACUCACUACUAUUAACCUCAAAGGAAGGAAUGUCUUGAUUGAUUUUGGUUAUCAAACAGAAUUAGUAUUCUGUUUUAAAAAGCGAGUGUUUGUCUUGCAAAAACUGUAAUUGAUGAUAGUCAUUGAUAAUCACAUAAUAACACGUAUUUUAAACCAACCAACAAGCCUAUUCAAUAACUCCCACGUCAAAUCAUUGUAUUUCUAAUAGACCUUCUGCUGUGUAAAAAUAGUUUACAUCAAUUACACGCCUGUAGCAUCACAUUGUUGAUAUUAUAUAGUCUCUAUGUGAAUUAUUGUUUUCAUGUUAAAUAUACAUAAUGCAUGUAUUCUUCACAAUGUGUGGUGAUUUGUGAAGUAAUUGUUCCAAGUUCGAUUGCUAGUGCCAGAAUGCCCACAGUAAAUCCGUCCAAUUGUAGUUUGUUGUGGUUAGGCUGGGUAAAUAGUAUUUUUGCACCGGCUCUCUUGUAUAAACGACUAUCUGUUGUUUAACAGUGUUUGGUAAUGAGAAAAUUUACAAAACAUACUACGUUUUACUGUUAACUAUAAUUUAUAAUGUUAUAAAAUUGGUAUAUUCAAACAAUGUGAUGUGUAUUUACAAAGUUAUGAUAAUAUUGUUAAACCUGUUACAUAGUGUACAGAUUACAUGAAAACCGACAAUUGUACAGAUUACAGUUAAACCCAUUGCUGAACAAAUUACAAUGAAACCUAUGAUUUGACAUAUUACAAUAAAACCUGCAAUUGUACAGAUUACAAGAAAACCUACAAUUGUUACAGAUUACAAUAAACCCUACAGCUGUACAGAUUACAGUUAAACCCAUUGCUGAAGAAACCUAUGAUUAGACAUAUUACAAUAAAACCUGCAAUUGUACAGAUUACAAGAAAACCUAUGGUUUUACAUAUUACAAUACAUACUGUAACUGUAUAGAUUACAAUAAAAACUAUAGAUACACCAAACGACCACCCCUCUGUUUUGGGGUUCUAUAGCAAACUGA